AAAAAAAAAGGAAAAAAAGAAGCCGGCGCUCUGUUCUCUCCCCGGUUACCGAAUAUGACACAAUGUCUGCUGGUAUAAAAAGCUAGGGCCACUCCUAUCAGGGCUCCACUUGUACGUCUGGAGACCACUCCGGCUCUCUGCAGCGAAUAAAGGGAGGAGGCUGCUGCUGCUGCUGCUACUGCUGGGAUCCUCAGCGCCUGCAGGAGACACAGAGAGACAGAGGCAGACAGAGGAGAGGAUGGCCACCCUGGUAGAAUCCGCGGAGAUGGAGACUUUAGGCAACACCGGGGCUUCUCCCACGUCCUCCAGCCCCUCGCAUCACUUCAAUGACAGCAAAUUUUACCUGCUGGUGGUUAUCGGGGAGAUCAUCACGGAGGAUCACCUCAAGUGUGCCAUUGCGGACAUAGAGAAAGGGAUUCGCUCGUGGGACACCAACCUUAUCGACUGCAACCUGGACCAGGAGCUGAAGCUGUUUGUCUCCAGACAUUCAGCUCGUUUCUCUGCAGAUGUCAGAGGGCAGAGGAUUCUCCACCAUAAAAGUAAUAUCCUGGAGACGGUGGUGCUUAUCAACCCUUCAGAUGAAGCAGUCAGUACCGAGGCUCGUUUGAUGAUCUCAGACACUGCCAGACACAAGCUUUUGGUCCUCUCAGGCCAAUGCUCUGAAAACACAGGGGAGCUGAUUCUUCAGUCUGGAUCUUUCUCUUUCUUCAACUUUAUAGACAUAUUCACUGACCAAGAGAUUGGUGAGUUGCUCAGCACCAUUCACCCAGCAAACAAAGCCAACCUUACACUCUCCUGCCCCGAACAAGGCGAAUGGAAGAACUCAAACUUGGACAAACACAACCUGCAGGACUUCAUCAACAUGAAACUAAACUCCACUCUCAUCCUCCCCGAAAUGGAGGGUCUUUCAGAGUUCACGGAGUAUUUAUCUGAAUCCGUAGAGAUCCCAUCUCCUUUUGACAUGUUAGAACCUCCGACUUCAGGUGGAUUCCUCAAACUCUCCAAACCAUGCUGCUACAUUUUCCCAGGUGGUCGCGGUGACUCUGCUCUCUUUGCUGUCAAUGGCUUCAACAUGCUGAUAAAUGGAGGUUCAGACAGGAGGUCUUGCUUCUGGAAGCUGGUGAGACAUCUAGACCGGGUGGACUCCAUCCUGCUGACCCACAUUGGUGAUGACAACCUGCCGGGCAUCAAUAGCAUGCUGCAGAGGAAGAUUGCAGAGCUUGAAGAGGAACAGUCUCAGGGUUCGACAGCUAACAGUGACUGGGUGAAGAACAUGAUUUCUCCAGAUAUUGGCGUUGUGUUUGUCAAUUUUCCUGAAAGCCUGGAAACCCCUGAACCUAAUUACAGAGUGCGCAGGAAUGUUGAGGAGGCAGCGGUCACUCAGCAGUUCAUCACCAAGCUAAAUUUGAGGAUGGAGCCUUUGCAAAGGCCUGUAGGAAACACUAUAGAGCCAAUCACACUUUUUCAGAAAAUGGGUGUCGGGAAGCUGGAAAUGUAUGUGCUUAAUCCAUCAAAGAACAGCAAGGAGAUGCAACACUUCAUGAAGCAGUGGACAGGUAGUGAAAAAGACACCACUUCCAUUCUACUUCGGAAUGGAAAAGAAUCUGAGUUCCCUCUCUCUUACAUGACUUCAAUCUCUUCACUGAUUGUGUGGCACCCUGCUAAUCCCUCAGAUAAGGUUGUGCGUGUUCUCUUUCCUGGAAAUGCCACCCAGCAUCACAUCUUUGAUGGUUUAGAAAAGCUAAAGCAUCUGGACUUCUUGAAGCAGCCAGUUGUCACUCAAAAAUCAGUGUCUACUGAUAUGCCGUCAACGCCAACACUAAAGCAAGCUAAGAUGAAACACAGAACAGACAGCAAAGAGAGCCUGAAGUCUACCCCAAAGCCAUCACCAAGCAAAAACACCAGGAAGGAAUCCAAGGAGGAAACACCAGAAAAGGCAAAGACAGAUGGAGAAUCAGCUCAGGAAAAAACACAAAAGGCAGAGAAAAAAGAAAAAGUCCCACUGAAGAAGGAAAAGGCUAAGGCACCCGAGAAAGAAUCAAAAGCAAAGGCGGAGCAAACAGCCCAAGAUGAAACACCAGAGAAAAAGAAAUCUGAGAUAAAACCCAAAACUGAAAAGGAAAAGAUUGUGAAGAAGGAGGUCAAAGCAUCUGUGGAGAAGAAAAGGGAGGUUAAAAAAGAAGCAGCAAAGAAAGAUGAUACCCUCAGACAGGAAGCUAAAAAGGAGGAAAAAGUAAAGAAAGAGGAGGCAAAGAAAGUUCUUAAAAAGGACAUCAGAAGAGACUCACCAAUGAAAGAGAAGAAGGAAGAAAAGAAAGACCUAAAGAAAGAUGUCAAAAGGCCCUCUAAAGACAUGAAAAAGGCAUCCACAGCAGGUGAAGACAAGACUCUCAAACCAAAGCCUCUGAAAAAAGAUGAUGCUUCAAAGAAAGACACAGGAGCUCUAUCAAAGUUAAAAGAUAAAGGAAAGUCAAAGGUUACAAAGAAAGACACAAAGGUGAACUGUAGCAAUCUGGCAGCUACUGCUGCUGCUGUUGUAGAAGAUCCUGAAGCAGAAAGAUCUCUGAUGUCAUCACCAGAGGACCUCACCAAGGAUUUUGAAGAGCUCAGGGCUGAGGAGUUAGUGGAGGAUGAUGCAACUGUGCAACAAAAUGAGGGAGAAAAAGCUGUGAUCCACCAUGAAGAAAUGAUGCAGACCAAAGAGUCCCCUGAAGCAUUAGAAUCUGUAGAUGAGGGUAUAACAACAACAGAGGCAGAAGGAGAAAAUGGAGAGACUCCAGAAGAGCAAGUACUGAAGGGAAAGCCCAAUGGAAGUGUAUCUGAGAAGUUUGAAGAUGAGGGGACUGUAAUGGAGGAGACAUCUGAGGGAGGAGAUUAUGAAGAGAAAGGAGAAACAGAAGAAGUUUAUGAACCGCAGAGAGUGGAAUUAGAUAAGAAUAAUCUUAGUCCCUGUAUAGAUGCACACCAAGCUAAACAUGAUGAAAUGAUACAAGAAAAGGUUGUUGAGGACAAUGAUGAUGUGACUAAUAAAAAUGUAGAAGAUGAGCAUGUAAUUCAGAGAGGUACAGAGAAAUUGAACUUCUUUGUAUCAUCCUCAACCAAAGUGUCCUCACCAGUUUCUCCGGCUGCAUCUAUCCAUGAUGAAUUGCCUCCAGUUGGCUUUGAGAGCUCAACAGCUUCAGAUGAUGAGAACAGAGAUGAACCCCUUGAGGAUUACACAUCUGGCCACACUCAAUCCACCAUGGAAGUCUCUAGCGUGCCCACUCCCAUGGAUGAGAUGUUGACUCCCAGGGACAUUACCAGUGAUGAAGCCACCAAUGACGAGACUGAAUCUCCAUCUCAGGAUGUUGGCAAGUUUGGGACUUCAGUAUCUGGAGAGGUUGAUAGGAAGAAGCUGUCUCCACUUCAGGAUAUUCCAGGGUCUGAUCAUUCUCAGAGUGAAGCCACAGAAGGCCAGGACUACAACCAUUCUGCGUCUACAAUAUCUCCCCCUUCAUCACUGGAAGAGGAUAAAUUCUGUAAGGAACUUCCCUCGCCAGGGAAAGCAGAACAAUUUGAAAGAUAUGAUGCUGACCCAAAUAGACUCAGUUCAUUAUCCACAACAACACCUCUUGUACGUUCUCCCUCAGUGGACCGCAAGGAUAUAGUUGAUUCUCCAUCAGUGUUUGCAGCUCCAAUAGAACUGUCCACCACACUGGCUGGAUGUACCAAAGCAGCAGCUGAUUCCUCCAUCAGCCCAGAUGACAAGACAUUGGAAGGAGCUAAUUCACCUCAGUCUUCUGGUCACACACCUUACUAUCAAUCACCAGUCGAUGAAAAAGCAGGAGCUAUGCCACCUGUGUCAGAAGAAAAAGCACAGGGCCCACUAAUUGUGGAGGUCACAAGUGAUAAAGAAGACUCCAACAGAGUUACCCCAGAGCCUGAUGAACCAGAACCAGAAAGUUCCUCACCAGUAGAGAGGGAAGUCUCCUCUCCCAAGAGCCCACCACCACUAAGUGAGCCUGAUUCCCCAGUGAAGAAGGAAAAGUCACCCUUUGACAUAGAUCCUAAGAAAUCUGGAGAAAAUGGCCAUUCAGUCUUGUCCUCAGCACCACUGACCAAACAUGAAUCAGACACCAAUCCUUUCACAGCUUUUAAAGAAGAAAGUAAAAUGUCCAUUUCCGAAGGCACCACAUCAGACAAGUCUGGGACUCCCCUGGAGGAAGUAGUGGCAGAAGACACAUUUUCACAUUUAGCUUCAGCAUCCACAGCCUCCCUGGCCACCAGCUCCUUGCCAGAACCAACUACUGACUCUCCCUCACUUCAUGCCGAGGUGGGGUCUCCUCACUCCACAGAAGUAGACGACUCUUUGUCUGUUUCUGUUGUUCAGACCCCUACCACAUUCCAUGAGGCUGAGGGAUCUCCAACCAAAGAAGAUAGUCCAAGGCCAAUGUCUAUUUCCCCAGACGUCUCACCGAAAACAAAAAGCAGGGCACAGAUGAUGGACACAAAAUCCCCAGAGCACUCUACCAUGUCAAUAGAGUUUGGCCAGGAGUCCCCUGACCACUCUUUAGCCCUGGACUUCAGUAAACAAUCUCCAGAGCACCCAUCAGCUGGCAGCAGCUCACGGGCUACAGAGAAUGGCCCAACUGAGGUGGACUACAGCCCCUCAGAUGGAACAGAUUUAAGAGUAUCUGGAGAGUCCAACUCUGCAGUAGAUAACCCUUUGCAUUUUGAAGAGAGUGAUUCAGCCCGUGCCAUGUCAGCAACUCCGUCAGAUGGAUCUCAGUCCACUCCAUCAGUUACAACCCCAUGUCAAAUGACGGAUAUAUCACAAGCUGUUCCUGAGCAAGCAGAUAAGUCUCCUGCAACCCCAAAGGCAUCCUCUCUCACCAAUUACCCCCAUUCCAAUGAGCCAUCCCCAGUGCUUGGAAGUCCCCCAGCUAAAGACAGCAGCAGCCCAGUUUUACCAUCUGCACCAUCUGUGGAGAGCAUAGCUAAAUCUGGCACACAGCAGAAAUAUGACAUGUCACCCUCACCUCCUAAAGCUACUUCCCCAUUAUCCUCUUUUACUGUGUUGAAAGAGGAGACGAUUUCCCCAGCAAAGGAGACAAAUCCCUUUAAAUGUGAGGAUUCUACAUUUGAGAAAAAAUCCCCUGUGAGUCCCAAAGUUCCUUCCCCAUCAUAUCUACCUCUCUCCCCUAAUUACGAUUCUGCCUGUGGCUCCAGGAACCCAGACUCCAAGAGGAGUCCCUGUGCUCCAUCCAAGACAGAUGUCGACCUUUGCUUAGUCACCUCAUGUGAGUACCGUCACCCCAAGACAGAAUUAUCCCCAUCUUUCAUCAACCCCAACCCCCUGGAAUACUUCAUUAAUGAAGAGAAUGCCUUGGAUGAGGAAAAGCCUUUGGCUAAGUCAGGAGGAGGACCCCCACCACCAGGAAGUAAGCUUUCUGCCAAGCAAUGUGAGGAGACCCCUCCGACAUCCAUCAGUGAAUCUGCCCCCUCCCAGACAGAUUCAGAUGUUCCACCAGGGACAGAAGAGUGCCCUUCCAUCACAGCUGAUGCCAACAUUGACUCUGAAGACGACUCUGAGACUCUACCUACUGACAGAACCUUGACCUACAGACAUGCCGAUCCUCCUCCGGUGGCACUCAGGGACUCUGCUCCAUCUUCAGGCCACCAUGAUGUCUGCAUGGUGGACCCAGAGGCGCUCAAGGCUGAAGAAAACCUCCACAAUGCAAACACAGCUGGUGGAGAGAAACCAAAUAAGAAAAAGCUCUUGAAGAAAUCCUCAUCACCAGCUAGAAAGAGUGGUCUAUCAAAGGUGAAGGACUCAAAGACUGUCUCUCCUAAAAAGGGUGUCGGAGAAGGGAAAGAUGCCAAAAAUGCAACCAACACCUCUGCAUCCCGAGGUGUAAAAAGUGCAACAUCAGGUACAGGCAGUGGAAAGGUAUCGGGUGGGGCAUCUUUGCCCAACUGCCCUCCCAUGUACAUGGACUUGGUUUACAUCCCCAAUCACUGCAGUGCCAAAAAUGUGGAUGCUGAAUUCUUUAAGCGUGUCAGAUCGUCUUACUAUGUGGUCAGUGGCAAUGACCAGACAGCUCAGGAACCCAAUCGGGCUGUCCUUGAUGCUUUGCUGGAAGGAAAGGCCCAGUGGGGAAACAAUAUGCAAGUCACUCUGAUUCCAACCCAUGACACCGAUGUGAUGAGAGAGUGGUACCAGGAGACUCAUGACAAGCAGCAAGAGCAGAACAUCAUGGUCCUGGCCAGCAGCAGCACUGUUGUCAUGCAGGAUGAGUCCUUCCCAGCUUGUAAGAUAGAGAUGUAGGAAUGUUCCGCGAGAGAUUUGAAGUGGAAACCCAAUCCAUGUAGCAUAAAGUCUAAGCUGACACUUAAACACUUAUAUGCUAGAAUGAAAUAAAUAUCUGCCAUGAGGAUUAACUAACACUGAUACAAAUUAGCUUUGAAGGGGUCCAUGCAAAAGGAUGCAUUACUUUAUGUAUAAAGUAAUGCAUCCUUGAAAUCCUCAAUCUGAUUCUAAAAUAUAAACAGACUGAACUUAGGGGGGAUAACAAACCAAAUAAACCAGCCGAGUCACGACUGUCCAAUUAUGCUGAUUCCAGUUCAAAAAAAUAACGCUGUCAUUGAUGUAUUGAGUUUCCUCUGCAUCCCCAAAUCAAAAUAUAGGUGAGCUUUUAUUCACUUUUACUGAUUUGAAGGAACAAAACUUUCCUGGAUCUGGUAUGUUCUGAAAUAAUGGCUGUUAUCCACACCAAAGGAUAAAACAACACUUCUUCUGUUAUUGCCUUAGGGAAUCAAAAUGAAUGUGUAAGAGCUGGCGCAGCAAGCAGAAGAUUGGACAGGUAACCCUAAACACCAGAGAUUGAUUCCAAAAAUGACUGUUAAAUGGAUACAGAGUUGAAUGAUGGUAAAUAUAACUUAACUUGAAGGGACACUCAACACCGAUUAACAAUGAUAUGACGUUUGAUUUCUUAUUCAUCAUGAGUGAAUCAGAGUGCACUUACAAUUCUGAAAUGGUUCUCUGUGUUUUUAAGUUGGCUGGGUUUUAUUAUAUUUAUUUAUUUAUUAUUUGAUGAAUGUCUAUUUUUGUCCAGCUUAUGUUGCUGCUAAUGUAUUAGUAAUAAUUUAUUAUGUUAGGUUUAAAUCAUUGUGCUUGAUUGUCCAGACAGCCUUUCACACUUGUGCAACAUGACGUUGCUUCAUUAUACUCUCCCUUGCCUUCAGCGCAUCUGUAAAAUCUCUUAAGAAGAUUGCCUUUUAUUUCAGAUUGUCUGUUUUAUUUACAGAUUUUAAGUUGUUUCAAGAAGAGAAAACCUGAUCUUAUUUCUUAGAGCUGUUUUUUAUGUGAUCAAUGAGCUAUGGGGAAGCUUGCCUUUUCCCACUGUAAAGCUGGUGAAGCAGGAUAUUUUCAUAAACCUUAAAAUGUCUUGUUUUUCUAUAGCAUUGUACUAUAAUUAUAAAUAGCUUUGUGGCUAAUGGAGUGGUUGGAAGACCUGCAUGAGUUAUGAUACAUUAGGAUCUUUCUCUUUUUUUAAAUGGGGAUUUUGCUCAGACUUGCAUUAAGAACAACAGGGCUUUAUAGGCUAAAUAAAUAAAAGGAAGGAGCAUUUUGUUAUUUUUGCAAGUUGUGCCAUGACCUACAGUAUGUACUCUUCACUAACUCCAGCAAUUGCCAGUGGCACUGUAUUGAUGUGAGACUUGAUUUUGGGUGCGGCACAUUGUAGAUUUCCAGGUUGAUGUUGAGCAUUUAGGGAGGCUGAAAACUUAAGCCAGAAUGAAAGAGAAUCAGCUUCUAGUAGAAGCGUACUCUUAAGAAAGGGCAGCACACGGAGGUGAGAGUGAUUCUGUUUUAGGUGAAAGUAUGUAAGACAAAAACUAGACACUUUAUACACAAACAAGACACAUACCAGACUAACAGUGCAGAGGCCACAGAUCAACUUUGACAGCUUCUGGAGAAACAUUUAACAAAUCGCAACAUGACAAUUACAGGCUUUGGUACUUUGGGCUCUUCAGUCAACUCACCAACUUCACCAGAUAUUCCUCAAAUGGCGUCAGGUGUUCAUGAUACCACAAAAGAGCAGUUUUCCUGCAGAGGAACCUCAAACUAACACCGUGACCUUACCGUCAAUCAACAACAUACCUACAAACUCUGAACUGGCAUUUCUCUUGAACUGACAUUUCUCUUUUCUCUGUCUUCUUUCUCUACACUUCCUCUAUUUCUCUCUCCAUCUAUUUAUCUGCCUUUUCUCCUUAUCUUUCUCUCUGGAGAACUUUAAUAAUGUUUGUCUGCAGCUGUGUGGUAUAUUUGUCUUGUGAUCUCGCAUCCUCUUGGCCCCUUUCCCAAACUCAUAUGUAACCUCUAGCAAUUAGUUUCAAGUGAAGAUAUCCCUUAGUGCUUUCUGAUGUUUGUGUGCAAUAGCUCCUCUAUCCAUAUGGCGAAUCUAAUGUAAGAGGAACCACUACUAAAGAACAAACAUUCAAAAAUGACCACAAUAAAAUCGGUUGUGAAAAAAAUAAGAA
Messenger RNA from Amphiprion ocellaris (clown anemonefish), 8520 nucleotides. RefSeq names its product microtubule-associated protein 1B (gene map1b). The record is from RefSeq and is a predicted model, not a curated record. NCBI's taxonomy places the organism in Eukaryota, Metazoa, Chordata, Actinopteri, Pomacentridae. Gene Ontology annotation, cellular component: dendrite; neuronal cell body; cytosol. Gene Ontology annotation, molecular function: actin binding; microtubule binding. Gene Ontology annotation, biological process: regulation of microtubule depolymerization; dendrite development; microtubule cytoskeleton organization. The coding region runs from base 239 to 6307 and encodes 2022 amino acids. The transcript has 7 exons.